UGUGAGCUACACCCAGCAGGUGUAGUGUGAUAAAGUGUAACACUGAGAGCUGGUAUAGCCGUGCACAGGUGUGACCACAGACAAACAUUGCCAGGUGUUGACUCGAGCGGUGCGUGGAGGACAGCCUUGGAGCUCAAUAUAUUAGGUGGUGAUCAAGCCGGUGACCUGUGGUGACCCGAGGGCAGCGUGACGCAGUAUUGACCCGGCCACAACACCUUGAGAGUGAGAGUGGUGCCAGCGGGCCAGGCUACACCACACCGUCAGCCCUACACACACACACACACACACACACUACACCAGCACCAUACACCUAGUGUGUGUGGUUGUUGUUCUCGCCCACAACUCCCCUCACUACCACCACCACCACAACCACCACCACCACUACCACCACCGCCUCCACCACCACCACCACUUCUACCACCAGGCCCCCCUCAACCACCACCAUCUCCACCAUGGCAUUCGCCGGACUUAAAAAACAGUUCAAUAAAGCCAAUCAAUUUAUGAACGAGAAGAUCGGCGGGGUGGAAGGGACCAAGCUGGAUGAAGACUUCAUGGAGAUGGAGCGGAAAACGGACAUCAUGUGCGAGCUGGUGGAGGACUUACAGCUCAAGACGAAGGAGUUCCUCCACCCGAACCCGGCGUCGCGGGCCAAGAUGUCGGCGGUGAAGGGCAUAGGCAAGUUAUCAGGGCAGGCCAAGGCCUCCACCUACCCCCAGCCCGAGGGCGUCCUCGGCGAGGCCAUGGUCUCUUACGGCAAGAGACUCGGAGAAGAUAAUCCCUAUGCGGCAGCGCUGGUGGAGACUGGCGAGAGUAUGAAACAGAUUGCGGACAUUAAAUACAACUUGGACGACAACAUGAAGAUGAAUGUGUUGGAGCCGCUUCAUCAGUUGGCAUCAAAAGAUAUAAAGGAGGUCCAGCAUCACCGCAAGAAGCUCCAGGGUAGGAGACUAGACUUCGACUGCAAGAAGAGAAAAAAGGAUAAGGCACUUAUCACUACGCCCAGCAGUAGUCCAGCUCGCAGCCCGGGCUGGGGGGGAGGUUCCCAUGUCACCGAGGAUGAAAUCAAAAUGGCGGAGGACAAGUUUGCCGAGUCGCUGCAUUUGGCACAGAUGGGCAUGCAUAACCUCCUGGAGAAUGACGUCGAGCAGAUAUCGCAACUUGCAACAUUCGCAGAAAACUUGCUUGAUUAUCACAGACAGUGCACUGAGAUCUUGGAGGUGCUAGCAGGAACUCUCCAUGACAAGAAAAAUGAAGCAGCUAGUAUCCCAAAGCCAGAGUUUGUGCCAAAGACUCUGUCAGAACUAGGAGUGAUGGACUCCCUGAAUGGUGGCUUACCAUCUACCAAUGUUACAGCCACCACCCCUCAGAGGUCCCCGUACGGUUCGCCCGCCCGCUCUCCGGCGCACACCCCCACGCACACCCCCCAGUACCCAGGCUCGUCCCCCCUGCCUUCCCCCAUGAACCCGGGCCAGCCCAACUGGGAGCCUCUCUUCCCCCCAGGAGGCCCCCCGCGCUCUGCUAAUGCAUCAUCCUUACCUUCACCCAUGAAGAGUCCGGCACGCUCGCCCAUGGUGCAGACGCCCUGUGCACACGCCCUCUAUGACUUUGAGCCAGAGAAUCCCGGAGAACUGGGUUUUAGUGAGGGAGAUAACAUUACACUCACGCAGCAGAUUGACGAGAACUGGUUUGAAGGAACAGUUAAUGGGAAGAUGGGUUUGUUCCCAGUGAGUUAUGUGAAUGUGACGGUGCCUCUUCCUUAAGUCUCUUAACAUCCCUGCCUGAAGCCGCCACCUGCUGAGACCCAUGGGAUCUUCAUCUACUGUAGAUGGAGUGCUGUUGAAGUUGACUGAUCUGUUAUUGUUACUGAAAGUGUAGUUUAUCUGCAGUAGAAUAAUUUAUGUAAAUAAUAA
Molecule: messenger RNA, 1910 nt
Organism: Procambarus clarkii (red swamp crayfish)
Lineage: Eukaryota; Metazoa; Arthropoda; Malacostraca; Decapoda; Cambaridae
Source: RefSeq, a predicted model, not a curated record